ACAAAAUAAUAAGAAUAAUAAUAAAUAUAUUUAAAUAAUAAAAAGGCGUCCUUCUGGUUGUCAGUGAGGUUGGAGUGGUUCUGUUCUGCGCUCUAUUCCGAUGCAACCAUCUAACCCACCUUCCCAACCAACCUGUCUCAACCCUAAUGACCUUUACCAAUCCCUGUCUCAGCGACCAUCCGCAAGUCCAAACUCUGCUUUCAUUAUAUAUAGCUCCAGCUCCAGCUCCAGCUCCAACUCCAACUUCUCCCACUCCCACUCCCCCACUUUGAGCUGCUCCUCAAAUUCAAAUCUUUCUUUCAGCUCAAUCUCUCAAAAAGAAAAAGAAAAGAAAAAGUAGAACUUGUGGAUUUCCCACUUCUCGAAUCACACAACGCACUUUGGGUUCUGUAGUCUUUUUUAUAGGUAAUUUCAUUUUGGUCUUUGAUUUUGUUUCUGUUAGAUCAGUGAUAGAACAACGAUGAAACUCCCAUUUUUCCACCAAAUCCUACCUUCAUAUUUGAUUCUGGUUUUCAUUUCAUAGCCCCAGUUUCAGACUCUCUAUUUCAUCUCCAAGAUCAAGAUCUGUUACCCCCACACACUCCUUUUAUUCUCACUGCCACUCGAGCUGCUCCUCAAUGUUAAAUCUAGCUCAUUAUCUGUAACAAUCUUGAAAAUCCCACUUCUGAGCCAAACCCCACGUUCGUAUUACACUUUCUUUUGCAUUUCAUGAUCCCUUCCCUUGAGAACUCCCUCCCCAGAUCCAUAUCUGCACCGUUCUCUCUCUUCGGAUGCCCAAAACUAUUUGUCAGCGAAGAUGGAUCUGACCCACGUACCUUCAAGAUCCCGACAAGCCAUUACUUGUGGCCAUCUCUAGCGAAACCCGUCAACCGUUCCGGCGAUUUGGUAAAGCCAAUGAAACGGUCAGUUCGCCCGCUAUUCAGCCUUUUUCUGCUCAUCGUCUUCGCCGCCACCGUGAGCUUCCGCACAUUGAUCCGCCGCAGUGUGGGCUCGGGCAGUAUUGAGGUUGACCCGAUCAAUGUGCUGGCGCAGACGCCGCCGCCAAUGCCGGUCUUCAACUCCACGUUGCUCCAAUACGCCGCGAUGGACAUCGGUGGAGCACGAGCAAAGAAAGAGAUAGCGCAGUUGUUGGAUGGAAACUUUGGUGGGCAGGGAAAGUACAGGACCUUCGCAACUUGGCGGAGGUUCAAUCACCACGAGGUGAAAGAGAGGUCUUCGAUUGGAUUGCCGUUGGGGCUGCGGUCGCCGCAGUUUUAUCGGUAUUGGUUGGAUUUCAGGCGAUUAUUGGAUGAAUGGGCUCGAAAGAAGGCAUUUUUCCAGCCAGAAGUCAUGUCGGAGUUGAUAAGACUAGUGAAGCAUCCCAUCGACAGGCACAACGGGUUGUUAGGUUCUGACCGCCGGUACUCGUCGUGUGCGGUCGUGGGGAACAGUGGGAUUUUGCUGAAUAGUGAUAAAGGGGAACUGGUCGAUAGCCACGAGAUUGUGAUAAGAUUGAACAAUGCGAGAACCAAUGGUUUUGAGCGCGAUGUGGGUUCGAAAACCAAUAUUUCGUUUGUAAAUAGCAACAUUUUGCAUUUUUGCGUGAGAAGACAAGGUUGUUUUUGCCAUCCCUAUGGGAUAAAUGUGCCGAUCGUAAUGUACAUUUGCCAACCGGUGCAUAUUUUGGACUACACCUUCUGCAAUUCGUCCCACAAAGCGCCUUUGUUCGUCACCGAUCCACGAUUUGAUGUGUUGUGUGCUAGGAUUGUCAAGUAUUACUCGUUGAAAAGAUUUGCAGAGGUGACGGGAAAGCCAUUGGAAGAAUGGGGGGCUGCACAUGAUGGUGCUAAUUUCCAUUACUCUUCUGGUAUGCAGGCUGUGAUGCUGGCUUUGGGAGUUUGUGAUGAAGUCAGUAUUUUUGGGUUUGGGAAAUCGGCUUCGGCUAAGCAUCACUAUCAUACUAAUCAGAAAAUAGAGCUUGCAUUACAUGACUAUGAGGCAGAGUAUGCCUUCUAUCGAGAUGUGGUUGAGAAGCCGUGGCAAGUACCCUUCAUUUCUGGCAAUUUCAAGAUUCCUCCUACGGACUGUGUUUACUUGUCUCUAAUUGUUCAAACUUUUCGGACACAAAAGUUGUACCAAUUACUUUGGUAAUUUCACUUUUCACCCUGCUUUCCGUUUUGUUUCCCACCCUAAACUACAAAAGGCUUCAAAUUGCAUCAUAGACUAUUUAUGUUUCUCAAUUUGUUCCCUAUGCCAAGAUCCGAGUGUUACACAAUCUUAACUGUUAAAAGGUUUC
Juglans microcarpa x Juglans regia is the source of this 2275-nucleotide messenger RNA. RefSeq names its product beta-1,6-galactosyltransferase GALT29A-like. Gene Ontology annotation, molecular function: sialyltransferase activity. Lineage: Eukaryota; Viridiplantae; Streptophyta; Magnoliopsida; Fagales; Juglandaceae. Bases 709 to 2130 code for a protein of 473 amino acids. The transcript has 2 exons. The record is from RefSeq and is a predicted model, not a curated record.